Messenger RNA from Chaetomium strumarium, 1890 nucleotides. RefSeq names its product general substrate transporter. Gene Ontology annotation, molecular function: carbohydrate:proton symporter activity. The record is from RefSeq and is a predicted model, not a curated record. The coding region runs from base 257 to 1825 and encodes 522 amino acids. Gene Ontology annotation, cellular component: membrane. Gene Ontology annotation, biological process: carbohydrate transport; transmembrane transport. The transcript has a single exon. NCBI's taxonomy places the organism in Eukaryota, Fungi, Ascomycota, Sordariomycetes, Sordariales, Chaetomiaceae.
GCCAAUUGUGUGGUCGGACGCGGUGUGAGGGGAACAUCGGCAUAUGGCGAUGCCGUCCGGCUAAUGGAAGGCACGAUCUGGGCUCCAAACAUAAUUUCUUAUAAGGCAACGAACAAGCUCGUAGAAGGCACCCAAGAGUUCCCUCUUGGGGGCAUGGCUGUUCCCAACAUCUCCCCUUACAAAAACCCAACAUCUUGUGACUUCUUGAGUACCCACUAGUGGUAUUUUCCGCCCCUCUAAACAAAAAAAGAAAAAGAUGGCGCUCCUCAUCCCGCUCGCGCCUUCUCUGCUCGCCAACAAGCGCAUCGUCUUCAUCUCCUUCCUCAUCGCACUGGGCCAAUUCCAGUACGGCUACGACAGCGCCGCCAUCGCCGGAUUCCAGUCGAUGCCGGGCUUCCUGCGCAUCUACGGCCACCGCGACGCGGCCAACCCGCUGGGCUGGAACAUCAGCACCGACGUGCAGCGGCUGAUCCAGUCGCUCAUGAACGUCGGCGGCUUCCUAUCGGCCGUCGUCAUCUACCUGUGCCACACCCGCGUCUCGCGCCGCCUGGGCCUGUGGACGGGUUGCGCGCUCGGCGUGCUGAGCAUCUCCUUGCAGAUCGGCCUGCACAACCUGGCGGCGCUCUACGCGGGCCGCCUGCUGCUGGGCAUGUCGAACGGAUUUCUGGUACCCUACUGCGUUACCUACAUGAGCGAGUCGGCCCCCUCCCUGCUGCGCGGCCCCAUCGUGGGGAUGAGCACGUUCCAGACCUCGCUGGGCGCGCUGUUCGGCAUCCUGGUCGACAACUACUGCGAGCCCUACGGAGGCAACCGGUCGUGGCAGAUCCCGCUGGCCGUCAUGUACGUCGUGCCCGUGUUCCUGGCCGUGUUGUUGCUGUUCCUGCCGGAUACGCCGCGGUUCUACGUCGCGCGGGGUGAGGAGGAGAAGGCCAUGCGGGCGAUCCGCAGGCUGCGCGGCACGCAGGACGAGGCGGUUCUCCGGCGGGAGGUGGAGGAUAUUAAGAGCGCGUACGAGCUGGAGAGGGCGCUGCAUGCGGGUGUGCAUCUGCGGGAUAUGUUCCGCGGGCCGGACUUGAGGCGGACGCUGCUCAGCUACGGCGCGAAUGUUGGCGGCACGGCCACGGGGGUCACCUUCAUGGCCGGCUUUUCCGUAUAUCUCUUUGUGCAGGCCCGGGUGGGAUCGCCGUUUGCGUGGGUCAUGAUCUCGCUGGCCAUCGCGCUGACGGGCAACAUGGCGGCCUUUCCGGCGAUGCGCUACUUUGGGCGCCGCGAGCUGCUCGUUGCCACGUCGGUGCUGUCUUCGGCCGCCAUGUUCGCCAUGGCCAUCGUCUACACCGUCUCGGGCACUACUCCCGGGGCGAGCAGGGCGCUGGUCGGGCUGAGCAUCGUGUACACGUGGGUGUAUGGCAUCGGCCAGGGUCCCGUGCUGUGGGCGCUCCUGACCGAGAUCCCCUCGCAGCGGCUGCGCUCGCAGACGGUCGGCACGGGUUCUGGGCUGAACUUUGUCGUCGGUUGGGCCGUGUCGUUCUUCACGCCCUACUUCAUCAACCCGGACCAGCUUGGGUGGGGCCCCAAGUACGGGUACAUCUGGGGCGGCAGCAAUCUCAUCCUGGCCGUCUGGGCAUUUUUCUUUGUCCCCGAGACCAAGGGGCGGAGUCUCGAGCAGCUGGACGAGCUGUUCGAAAAGGGGGUUAAUGCUAGGAAGUUUUCGUCUUUUGUGCUAGAGCGACAGCUGGUGGAUGAUCUCUCCAGUAGCGCAGAUCGAAAGGGCGUGGAAGAUCGCGAGGCUGCUGUGGUUCAGGUCGAGGACUCGGAGAAGAGGUAGUAGGCAGCGGGGUCACGACGGAUAUAUAAGUAUAUGUUCGAACCCUUGGUACAAGAAUAUUCACC